UGUUGUUGGUUGUCUGUUUAGUGUUUAUCGACGACUGCAUAUAGACUUUUGUUAAUCUGUUCGAAUCGUUCAUAGCAGCACUAACUGGUAAAGAUGGCGAGAAUAACGCUAGCAAUACUGAUUUUGGGGUGCUGCACAUGCGCCGUGUGGUCGGUAAACGAUCGGUUGCGGGAAGUGUUUAGCUGGCGGCAAUUGGACUUUACGUUCCCAGACCAGAAGACAAGGCAGGCGGCCAUUGCCAGUGGCGAGUACGUGCAGGCGAACAACUUGCCACUGGGCCUGGAGGUGUGGCGGGACAAGUUGUUCAUCACCGUGCCCCGGUGGAAGGCCGGAGUGGCGUCUACGCUCAACUAUGUGUCCCUCGGAUCGGGUUCAAAUCAAAACCGUUCGCCACGGCUGGUGCCUUACCCGAACUACGCGAUGAACCGACUGCCGUCUUCCGGUCAACGGAUCACCGACCGGAUCAUCAACACGUACCGACUGAGCAUAGACGUGUGCGACCGCUUGUGGGUAAUCGACAUGGGAAUCGCGAACGGCACGAAGCUCGGCCAACCGCAACUGUUCGUCAUCGACCUGAACACCGACCGGGUCGUUCGACAGUAUGUCGUUACCGCGAACUUGUUGCGCGUGGACGGCAACUCCUGGUUCCCGGGCCUGGUGGCGGACGCGGAUUGGAAGUCGUGCGACCGCGCGUACGCUUAUUUGCCGGACAUUGGCGGCGGCCUGUUGGUGUACGACUACCGGCGCAACACAGCUAGACGGAUUGAACACCACUACUUCUACUUCGACCCGUUGGCCACCGUGUUCAACAUCGGCGGUGUCCGCAUCGAGUGGCCGGACGGUAUGUUCGGUGUGGGCCUGUCCGAACGCCAUCCGGACGGCUACCGGACGCUCUACUUCCAGGCCAUGUCCAGUACCAGGAUGUUCUCGGUGAACACGAGCGUCCUGCAGUCGAACAGGAGCCUCUCGGACACGUUCCAGGAGUACCGGCACCACGGCCAUCGAGCCGCCGGAAUGCAGGCCGGCCCCAUGUCCAUGGACCAGGUCACCGGAACCGUUUUCUACGCGCUCGUCAACCAGGACGCGAUAGGCUGCUGGAACCCGAGACGGCACGAACGGCUGUCCGGCGACACGUCGGCUGUGCUGGUGCAGGACUCCGAGACACUCGAGUUCCCGGCCGACAUCAAGGUGGACAUGGACUCCAACCUGUGGGUGCUCAGCGACAGGAUGCCCCGGUUCCGGUUCCAGGUGCUCAACUUUGACCUGAACGACGUCAAUUACCGUGUGUUUAGGGCGCCCGUCGCCGACGUCGUCCGUGACACGGUUUGUGAAUCGCAGUUGAACGGAAAUCGGCUGUUAUCCAGUUCCGAAAAUCAAUCGCGACCACGGCCCAUCACCUCCUCUAACAUGGGAUGGAACACGCCGAGUGACAAGAGAAGCGACUUUGAUUAGGGUUAAAUUAGCCAUAUAAUGGUGCACGCACGCGUGUACCAGUAUUUAAUGCACAUUUUAUUAUUUAUUAUUAUUUAUAUUACUUGACGAAAUAAUGUUUUAAGUGUCAUCGGGACUGACCAAUGAUGGAUUUUGUGAUUUUAUUUUUAUAAUUGUUUACCGUUUAGCAUGUUUACCUGUUUACAAUGCUUUAAAACUGUGAACUCUUUUUUAGUUCUAGUUAAAUAUUAUAUUUAAUGUUGUGAUCAAUGCGUCAUGGAAAAUAAAUUAAACGCAGUAAUUUUAUUAACAUGAAACGGGGUUACGUUGUGUUAUGAAAGUAGAUAGUAAAUCAAUGGUAAAUUAAUGUUAUUAUUUAUAGUCUCUGGGCGCAAAUAUAAAAUAUGUAAGCUUGAAAAUUAAAACAAACAACAAAACAGACUACCCACGUACUAUAAACUCUAUUGUACUGAUAC
This is a messenger RNA of Melanaphis sacchari, 1907 nucleotides long. Its product is annotated as protein yellow. The transcript has 3 exons. Bases 94 to 1452 code for a protein of 452 amino acids. Lineage: Eukaryota; Metazoa; Arthropoda; Insecta; Hemiptera; Aphididae. The record is from RefSeq and is a predicted model, not a curated record. Gene Ontology annotation, cellular component: extracellular region.